Molecule: messenger RNA, 1971 nt
Organism: Paecilomyces variotii
Lineage: Eukaryota; Fungi; Ascomycota; Eurotiomycetes; Eurotiales; Thermoascaceae
Product: amino acid transporter
Exons: 8
Coding region: 354-1718 (454 amino acids)
Biological process (GO): amino acid transmembrane transport
Cellular component (GO): vacuolar membrane
Molecular function (GO): amino acid transmembrane transporter activity
Source: RefSeq, a predicted model, not a curated record
CCGGCAUCGGCGCAGAGAUUUCGCUCGAUCGCGGCUUCGGGCUUCCCCAGUUUCUCGCCAGAAAUUGACUGCGGUUCGUCUUACGUCGCGAUUCCGUGAUUCGCUGCCACCUGUUGGGUGGAGCCAUCCAGUGGCGGGGGGGCGUUUUCUCUAGUAAGAAGAACAUCUCGAGCUCUCGGACUCUAUUACGCUGGUCGGUUCCCUGUCAUGGUGGACUCUCACUGUCAUCAUUUUCUGUGUCUCUGUGCGAUUGAGUCGGGCUGCAGGGUCGUUAACUACGUAUCCCAUAUUGAGAUCUAAUACCUUAUAUCCAAAUCCAACGACAGCACUUGUCUGACAGGCCAGACGCAACCAUGGCGGCCUACGCCCCCGAUCGUACGGUGGACGACAUUGAGAGCUCCCAAGGGCACAACGAGAAGGACCUCGAUCCCGAAUUGCCCGACUAUGAGGCGCCCUAUGCGGAUCCUUUUGGCAACGAAGAAUUCUCCGAGGUCAAGUACAAGACGAUGGAGUGGUGGCAAUGUGGAAUCAUCAUGGUGGCAGAAACCAUCUCCUUGGGUAUUUUGUCGCUGCCCGCUGCAGUCGCAUCGCUGGGAUUGGUUCCGGCGAUUAUCCUCAUCGUUGGACUGGGUUUGCUGGCCACAUAUACUGGCUAUGUCAUCGGCCAGUUCAAGCUGCGCUACCCCCACGUCCACAGCAUGGCUGAUGCCGGUGAGAUCAUGCUAGGUCGAUUUGGACGGGAGCUCUUGGGAAAUGCGCAGCUGCUGUUCUUGAUCUUCAUCAUGGGCAGCCACCUCCUGACCUUCACCGUCAUGAUGAACACCGUCACUGAGCAUGGCACCUGCUCCAUUGUCUUUGGCAUUGUGGGGAUGGUCGUCUCCUUCGUGUGUGCCCUGCCGCGCACCAUGAAGAAUGUGUCGUGGAUGUCCAUUGUGUCUUUUAUCAGUAUCGUCUCGGCCCUCCUGAUUACGAUGAUUGGUAUCGGCAUUGAGCAUCCUGGCAAGCAUGUCGACGCUACCGUGAAGACGGAUCUGUACAACGGCUUCCUGGCCGUGACCAAUAUAGUGUUUGCCUAUGCCGGUCACGUCGCUUUCUUCGGUUUCAUCUCUGAGUUGAAGCGCGCAGAGGAGUACCCCAAGACUCUAUACAUGCUGCAGUCGAUCGAUACCAGCAUGUACCUGAUUGCAGCUAUCGUCAUUUACCGUUAUGGCGGCAAGGAUGUCGCCUCGCCGGCAUUGGGAUCCACUGGCCCCAUCUUGCGGAAGGUGGCUUAUGGAAUUGCUAUCCCAACCAUUGUCAUUGCCGGAGUCAUCAACGGCCAUGUUGCUGCCAAGUACAUCUACGUGCGUCUGUUCCGUGGUACCGACCGCAUGCACAAGCGCAGUUUUGUCUCGGUGGCCUCCUGGAUUGGCAUCACUCUGGCCCUCUGGGUCAUCGCCUGGGUUAUCGCAGAGGCUAUACCUGUCUUCAACAACCUUUUGAGUUUGAUUACCGCGCUGUUUGCUAGUUGGUUCACUUAUGGUAUGAGCGGUAUCUUCUGGCUCUUCCUGAACCGCGGCAAAUGGUUCUCUUCUCCCCGCAAGAUCGGUCUGACGAUCCUUAAUCUCAUUAUUUUCGGAAUUGGUGGCUGUCUGUGCGGCCUGGGCCUCUACGUCUCUGGCAAGGCGAUCCAUGACAACCCCAGCAGCGCGAGUUUUUCGUGCGCGAGUAAUGUAUAGGCGAGUUUGAUGCAUUGUUGUGUUAUGUGUAUACAGCAUUUAUUCGAACUGUCAAUUAGUUCAUGCACUGCUUGGUGACUUCAAGUUGAGACGCCGUCAUGUCGUUGUUUUAUUACGGGCGGUUGCUUACUAUAUCCCUGGGCGAAGUGUCGUUGGCAUUCUUGAUGCAUCUGGUGUUGGGGGUUCAUACAUAGACUGAUUGCGUUGUGUAUAUUUUUGCAUCUGAUGAACUGGAUGAAUUGGUAACGGCAGU